Molecule: messenger RNA, 2205 nt
Organism: Centruroides sculpturatus (bark scorpion)
Lineage: Eukaryota; Metazoa; Arthropoda; Arachnida; Scorpiones; Buthidae
Product: piggyBac transposable element-derived protein 4-like
Exons: 2
Coding region: 142-1782 (546 amino acids)
Source: RefSeq, a predicted model, not a curated record
UUUGGAGAAUAGCGAAUAAUUGUUUUAUUGCGCGUUAGAUAAAUAUAACGGGCUUUUAGAGAAUUUUUUUCGUUUAGUAGAUACUUGGAAAAGCGUUGAUUGUCCGUUGAUUUUACAAACACAUUGUACUAUUAUAUCAAAAUGUCAUCGGAAUCUGAUUCUGAUUAUUCACAGCUAUCUGAAAGCAUGUCAGAUAGCUUUGGCAGCGAAAGCGAGGUGUCGGAUAAUGACGACAGUGGAAGCACCUCCUCUACCUCCUCCAGAACUUGGUGUGAUGUCAGCUUAGAAAACCCUCCUGCAGCUCCUCCGCGAUUUCCCUUUCAGGGAACUCCAGGAUGCAACUUCACUUUAGAUAAUUACUUCGACCCUCUCGCGUAUUUUUUGUUAUUUUUUGAUUUAAAUCUUAUCACGACAAUAGUAACGGAAACGAACCGCUUCGCGAUGCAACAGGCACGGGCAUCAACAGAUACAUGGGAGCCAGUAUCUAUAGAAGAAAUGUUUGUAUUUUUAGCAAUAUGUAUAAUGGAAGGCAUUCUGUACAAACCGGAUGAAAAAAUGUACUGGUCUAGGAAUGAACUGUUUCUAACUCCUUCAUUUAGUAAACUAAUGACCAAAAAAAAAUUUCUAACCAUAAAAAAGUAUUUACAUUUCGCUGACACAGACACAUUCGACCCAGAAACUCACCCUAACCCAAAACUAAACAAAAUUUGGCCACUAAUUGAACAUUUAAAUUUUAAAUUCUCCACUCUGUACACACCAGAAGAAGACAUAACUGUUGACGAGAGCCUGCUCUUGUUCAAAGGCCGUCUUUCAUGGAAACAGUACAUUCGUAGCAAACGGGCACGUUUUGGUAUAAAAUUUUAUAACUUGUGUGAAUCUUCCUCGGGGUACUUGUGGAAUUUUACAAUUUAUACAGGUAAAGGAACUGUACUGAACGAAAAAUACAAAAAUAUGCCGUUAACUACCCAAAUCGUGCUUACUUUAGUAGAACCGUUGUUAGGCAAAGGAUACUGCCUAACAACAGAUAACUUCUAUACAUCGCCACAGUUAGCAGAUUAUCUACUGAGUUUCCAAACCGAUUAUUGUGGAACGCUCCGCUUAACAAGAAGAGACGUUCCAAACGAAAUUCAAAGAAAAAAAUUGAAAAAAGGGGAGACUGUGGCAAUGCAGAGAGGAAAAGUAUUAAUCCAAAAGUGGCAGGAUAAGAAAACUGUUACAAUGCUCUCUACAUUCCACAGUCCAAAAUUAAUUAGUACACAAACUCGGAGCGGAACACAAGUAAUGAAACCGGAAUGUGUCCUCCAUUACAAUCAGAAAAUGGGAGGUGUUGAUCUUUUAGAUCAACAUAUCCAUAAUUAUCAUCUGGCAAGGAAAAGGGGCAAAAAGUACUACAAAAAAAUAUUUUUUCAACUGUUAGACCUCUCAAUAUAUAACGCGCACGUUUUAUAUAAAAAAAAUGGUGGGGAAAGAAAUAAUUUAUCUUUCCGUAUGAAUUUAGUAGAUCGCCUGGUAAUGACUUAUCGCACUGAAACGAUGAUCGGCCAACAUAGUCGAACGAGGACUCCAGGCCCUCUUAGGCUAGUUGAAAGGCAUUUCCCGGCGUUUAUUCCCCCAACAGAAAAAAAAGCAAACCCAACGAGAUGCUGUGCUGUCUGUUGCAACAGACGCGAUGACAGCGGAAAGAAAAUACGUAAAGAAACACGGUAUUGGUGCCCAAAAUGUGAGGUUGCACUAUGUCCUGCACCGUGUUUUGAAAUUUACCACACGAAAUUAUAUUUUUAACUUUUAUGUAAAAGGCAAAAUUUCAAAUUUUAUAUACAUUUUAUUUUUUUCGUAGUAUAUUGUCUUUUUUUUAUCUUAUAUUGUAUUUUUAUGAUUCAAUUUUUGUAUUUUUAUCAUUGUGUCUUUUAUAUAUUAUUUUUAAAUAUCUUUUAUCUCAUUAAAUUUAUUUUUAUUAAAUGUUUUGUCAUGUUUAUUUUUUAAAUUAUUAUUUAUCUACUCUACUCACGGAUGGCAGCUUCCCAGCAAACAACGAACCUAUACAGAAAAGCUGCCAUCGCAGGGAUGGGAUGCCCCUGUAAAGUGGGCUGUCGUGAUGGAAAGACUCCAUUUAGGAACCAUCCAAGGCGCGAACACAAAAACUGUUUAAAACUUUUUUUUAAAUUAAAAUACACUUUUUUUCUUUAUUAUUUAAUAGCAAGGCAA